GUAAUUUAUACCAGCACUCUGGUGUGGUUUCGAGCCAAUCGAAAUAUGUUAACAAAACUGCAGUACUUGGCUGUAUCAUAGAAAUAAAACAAAAAUUAAUUUAUGUUAUGGUAUUAUUCUAGGUAUGUUGCACUGCUGGUAUGCAAUGUCAGCAAAACAUGAUCUUAUGAUCUAGCUUAAUUUUGUUUAGAAGUGUGAAGUAAUAAAUCUUCUAGAAAUAUAUUAAAUAAACAAAUUAAUUUAUUUUAAAACUAUGGAAGCAACUAAAGUGAAUACUGCCUUCUUAAGCAAUUUUGAGGUGAUGGAAGUGCUAAAGGAGUUGAAAUUGAAAGAUUCAAAACGAAAAUUCAUGAUGCGAAAUUUUGCAACAAUUACUUAUGAAACUUUGAAGUUUUUAGAAGAUUCUCCAUGCGUUUUACAAAGCAAGGAGAACAUAUCUGACUUUCUGAAAGCUGUAGAACCCUUUAAUCUUGUAAAAAUUGAGAAGCUCCUUAUGAUCAAUGAACCUCCUACUACGCCCCUUCAAAUACAAUUAAUUGUUGAGGACAGUGAAGAAAGAUUAUCAGAAGAAGAUGUGGAUAAACUGUUAGAUGUUAUUGCAAAUACUUUGCCAGUACCCGAAAUAAAUGAUGAAGAGAAUGACUAAUAGAUUCUAUUAGUUGCCAAGGAACCAAUAAUAUAAGUUUAAUUAUUAUUAAGUGGAAUUUAAGGUCUAUGAGUACCUUGAUUCACAAAGUGUUGUAUUUCAUUUUAUAAAAUUUAUUUGGGCAAAUA
Molecule: messenger RNA, 774 nt
Organism: Ctenocephalides felis (cat flea)
Lineage: Eukaryota; Metazoa; Arthropoda; Insecta; Siphonaptera; Pulicidae
Product: DNA-directed RNA polymerase III subunit RPC9-like
Exons: 3
Coding region: 254-646 (130 amino acids)
Biological process (GO): transcription initiation at RNA polymerase III promoter
Cellular component (GO): RNA polymerase III complex
Molecular function (GO): nucleotide binding
Source: RefSeq, a predicted model, not a curated record